CAUGAGGCCAUAGUCUGAAGCUCUCAUCAAGGCUUCCUCAUGGGGUGGUUCCGCUCCCUCUUCUCCCCUCUGAGGAAGCUCAUGGUUCGCGCACAUUCCGCGCGGAAAUACAGGAGGGGGAUGCGGGUCCUGUACAAGGAUGUGAAGUCCUGCCAGGAUGAAGAUGUACACGUCCUAUGGUCCAUCCUAGUCGACUCGCACCGUCACCCCGCCAUGGUGAAGCUGAAGCUCUAGGGUCUUGCAACGAUUGCAGCCAUGGUGGAUGCGUGAUUUUCGCCGGCGAACCAGCCAUUAUCUUUUCGUGUAGAACUGCAUAGUUCCAAUGGCAAUGGCGUCAAGAACAAGAAGAGGAGAGAAGGAGAGGCAGAUGAGUUAGAUGCUUUCCU
Lolium rigidum is the source of this 386-nucleotide messenger RNA. RefSeq lists its product as uncharacterized. The coding region runs from base 40 to 234 and encodes 64 amino acids. The transcript is spliced from 2 exons. The record is from RefSeq and is a predicted model, not a curated record. Lineage: Eukaryota; Viridiplantae; Streptophyta; Magnoliopsida; Poales; Poaceae.